CGAUGGUUGCGUAGCGUCCAGUUACGUCAGUCGACAGACCUCCUGCUUCUCCUCCCUCCUCCCUCCUCCCUCCUGCUCCUGCUCCUGCUCCUGCUCCUGCUCCUGCUCCUGCUCGUCUUUGAAGUCACUUAGGGAGCCUUGUUCUCCUUGAUCGUGCUCAGUGGCCAUGAUGCAAGAAACAGCACCGCUGCUCCGAGCGAGUCCGAGGCGAUCGCCAGCAAAGCUGGUAGCCAUCGCUUCAGCCUCUGCAUCCAUCUUGAUAGUUGCCUUGAUUGCUGCUCAUUACAGCGAGGGUCUCAAGACCUACCUCGUAUCGCAGGAUGGCACCCACGACUUGUCAUGGAUAGAAAUGCUCCCCAGAGAGAUGUUGUCAGCAGUUGAUCCCGCCAUCGACCCCUGCAACGAUUUCUACAGCUUUGCCUGCGGGAAAUGGGAUGAGAAGGCUUCGAUACCAGAUGACAAGACAUCAUGGUUGAAGAGCUGGGACGUUCCUGCCCAACGGAUCGAGAACGAGAUGAGAAAUGCAGUGGAGGCUGACUCCGGCGUUGUGGGCACCUACUAUCGCAGCUGCAUGAAUGAAGAUGCUAUCAACAAGCUGGGGAACAAGCCUCUACAGCCCUGGCUCAAGAGGAUCGACGAGGUGAAGGACAUGAAGUCUCUCACGAACCUCCUGGUCUACCUCGGCAACCACAACAACGGCGCUUUCUUUGGGUGGUCGGUGACCGCCGACAGCCAGCACCCAGAAACACGUGCGUUCUACCUUUCUCCAGGGGGGAUGACGCUGCCAGAUCAGUCGUACUACCUAUCAAAUGACGAGGAGAUGAAGGAGCACAGAGCUACGGAGAAGGAGGUCAUCGAGCAGCUGCUCAUCAACGCUGGUGUUGAGCCUGAGCAAGCCAAGAUGGAUGCUCUCAAUUGCCUGGCGUUGGAGACAAGGACCGCUGAGAACGUGAUGCCCAAGGAAGCAGCUCGCAAAGCCAAGGGCAAGAGGUUGACGAGGGAGCAGCUCAAGCUCCUCGUCCCCCUGUUUCAUUGGGACGAUUUCUUCCAAGGGAUUGGCAUGGCGGAUGUUGGCCUUGAAGGGGGACCCCAGCUCAUCAUGAGGGAUGACAAGUACUUCGAGAAGCUGGACUCUAUCUUCACCGACCCGAAUCCCAACUAUUCUCAGCUCCCUCUGAUGGUUAAGUCCAGCGAGCUGUAUCGAACAGCCGGGUUGGAGUACAAACCGUCGGAUGAGUCCUCGAUCGACGAGAAGUUUGACGAGAAUGAUGCUGCUGUUCUCAGAUCGUACUUGAAGUACACCAUCGUCUCGACUUUCGCUCCUGUCCUUCCAGCAGAGAGCUUUGCAGAGGUUCUGAAACCGCUCUUCACGGAUCUUUAUGGAAUCAAGAAUCGACCAGAGAGGUGGAAGAAGUGCUAUCACUCAACGACUGGCGCGAUGUCAGGCCACGUCUCCAAGUUGUAUGUCGAGAAGUUCUUCCCCGAAGAAAACAAAAUCGCUGCUCUCAACAUGCUGGACAAGAUCAGGCAGAGCUUCAAGGGAGAUUUGGACCAGGUAUCUUGGAUGGAUGAAGAUACUCGAGUGAAAGCUGAAGGAAAGCUGGAGCAAAUGGUCUUUGAGGUCGGCUAUCCUAGUGACUGGCCUCACUGGUGCAAGCUAGAAGGGCUGUCUGAGGAUGAAUAUUUCAACAACUACUUGAAGACCGAAGUCUGCCGGGUCGAGAAGUCGCGCCAGAAGUUGAGAGAGAAGGUGGAUCGCAGGGAGUGGCACUAUGCUGGAGCAACGGACGUGAACGCCUACUACAGUCAGAAGGUCAACGGUUUGUUCAUCCCCGCGGCAGUCAUCGACAAGCCGUUCUUCAGUGCCGAGUACGACGACGCGCGGAACUACGGCAGUCUUGGGGCCGUUCUAGGACAUGAGAUGACGCAUGGCUUCGACGACCAGGGCAGGGAGUACGACGGGCAAGGCAGACGGCACGAGUGGUGGAACAAGGGGACAGUGGACGCGUUCAAUGAGAGGGCAAGAUGUAUCAGCAAGCAGUACGGCUCCUACACGAUGAACGGGAAGCCUGUCAACGGCGAGCUGACGCUAGGAGAGGACAUCGCCGAUGCUGGUGGACUCAAGAUGGCUCACCGAGCUUGGGCGAGUUCAGGCACAUCCACGCGCUCGACCCUCGAGCAGCGCAUGUUCUUCCUUGCCUAUGCGCAAACUUGGUGUGGGGUGGAGAGGAAGGAAGCUGAGAACACUCUGCUCUUCGACGCGCAUGCCCCUCGCAAGUGGAGAGUUCUCGGCACAUUGAGCGACUCCGAGGGCUUCGCCAAGGCUUACAACUGCCCUGCUGGCUCGAUCAUGAACCGUGGAGUAGAGCGCUGCACCCUAUGGUGAUAUGCAGAGACUCUCGCUAGAGUUUGAAAUCUCUUUACCGAGUUUGUUGUGAUGAGCCGCAAGGUUGUGCCCUU
Messenger RNA from Guillardia theta CCMP2712, 2460 nucleotides. RefSeq lists its product as hypothetical. The transcript has 5 exons. Gene Ontology annotation, molecular function: metalloendopeptidase activity. Gene Ontology annotation, cellular component: plasma membrane. Lineage: Eukaryota; Cryptophyceae; Pyrenomonadales; Geminigeraceae. The coding region runs from base 167 to 2386 and encodes 739 amino acids. The record is from RefSeq and is a predicted model, not a curated record. Gene Ontology annotation, biological process: protein processing.